CACACACACACACACACACACACGCAUACACAACAGCGUGCUUCUUCUCGAGGAAGGCACAGCCAAAUCCCAUUUUUUCUUGCCAGCUUUAUUCCAAGUAGCCCUGAGGACGUGAUGAAGCCCAUCCCACUUCGUUCCCUAAAUUCACUGCGCCUGCCGGAACACAGCAGGAGGCGUUUGGAGCUGGAUUUGCCGGCUCCCUUUACAUUCAUGCAGCCCCUGUAACCUCCAGGUGACCGACUUCAUCAACGCUCCGUCAGACGCUGGAUAUCAGCCUCUGUGUGUGAAUGCAACGUGAAAAUCUGCCUCGUCUUGGAUAUUCUGCUGUGUGGAUUUCACCGACAGCCUUCAAAGGACUAUUGAUAAGUUUCUAAUCAUAUUGACGAUCGUUGCGUCAUCGGAGGAAGUCUGAGCGGCCAAAUCUGCUGCUAGGAGCUGAUGUCUUAAUGCACCGCUGAAUGCUUUAAUAACACAGCGAUGAAUGUUGUGAUUUCUCUCCCCUGAUAGAAGAUAGCUUAUCCGAAGCCACAGCAGCUGCCUGCCUGCCUGCCAGUCGCCUUUAAUGCAUAGCCUUUGCAGGGUCAAGAUGCAGUUUCGGACUGUGCUGGACGUGAAAGUCGUGGACGUGGAGAAGAGGCGCAAUCCGUCUAAACACUACGUAUAUCUCAUCAAUGUUACCUACUCUGACAACACGUCCCACAUCAUCUACAGAAGAUACAGCAAAUUCUUUGACCUACAGAUGCAGAUUCUUGACAAGUUCCCAAUUGAGGGAGGGCAGAAAGACCCAAAAAAGAGGAUCAUCCCUUUUCUCCCAGGCAAAAUCCUGUUCCGGAGGAGUCAUGUGCGAGACGUGGCCAUGAAGCGGCUGCGUUUUAUCGACGACUACUGCAGGGCGCUGGUAAGACUCCCCCCUCAGAUUUCUCAGAGUGAGGAGGUGCUGCGCUUCUUCGAGACAAAAGCUGAAGACAUCAACCCCCCAGUGGAGGACUAUGGCUCCAAGCGCAAGUCGGUAUGGAUGUACGGCUUUACAGACAGCCCGAGGAAAGAGGCCUCAGGGAUUGACAGCUCGGAGCCCAUGGUGCUGGAGCAGUACGUGGCCGUGGCCAACUACGAGAGACAGGAGAACUCCGAGAUCAGCCUGAAGGCCGGCGAGACGGUGGACGUGAUCGAGAAGAGUGAAAGUGGUUGGUGGUUUGUCAGCACAGCAGAGGAGCAGGGCUGGGUGCCGGCCACAUACCUGGACUCCCAGAAUGUAACCAGAGACGACUUGGAUCUGGGCACCUCCAGGACUGGGGAAGUCACUAAGAGACGCAAGGCACAUCUGAAGAGGCUGGACCGCCGCUGGACUCUGGGGGGGAUAGUGAACCGCCAGCACAGCAGAGAGGAGAAAUAUGUGACAGUGCAGCCGUACACCAGCCAAGGGAAGGAUGAAGUCAGUUUUGAGAAAGGGGUCACCGUGGAGGUCAUCCAGAAGAACCUGGAGGGUUGGUGGUUCAUCAGAUACUUGGGAAAAGAGGGCUGGGCCCCUGCCUCCUACUUGAAAAAGGUGAAAGAGGACUUCUCCCCUCGCAAGAAGACCCUGACAGGCCCUGUGGAGAUCAUCGGCAACAUCAUGGAGAUCAGCACCCUGUUGCAGAAGAAGUCGGUCAGCGAGAAGGACAUCCAGACAGACGGAGAGAGUGGCACCUCACCAGAGAGGCACAUCUCAAAGAGUGAGAUCAGCCUGCCCAUGCCAUUUAGCUCUGAGAUCAACGCAGAGACGGGCAGGAGGCUGAGUGCGGGCCGAGACACCAACAGUCCUUGUCUGGGAAUAGCAGCCAGUGCAGCAUUAAGAGAAAGUAAAGCGAGAGGCGAGCCUGGGUCCCCAGCUGUUGCUAGAGUGGCACCUCAUCGAGUGGAAAUUGGCUCCCCAAACCUGAGACAGAAACCUCCCCCAAGAAGAGAUGCCAACCUUGGAUUCCAGUUACCCAAGCCACCAGAGCCCCCUGCUGUGGAAGCAGAGUAUUACACUAUAGCAGAUUUCCAGUCCUCAAUCUCUGAUGGCAUCAGUUUCCGUGGAGGACAAAAGGCUGAUGUGAUAGAGAAGAACCCUGGGGGCUGGUGGUAUGUGCAGAUUGGAGAGAUGGAGGGCUGGGCCCCGUGCUCCUACAUUGACAAGCGCAAAAAGCCAAACCUCAGCCGUCGGACCAGCACCCUGACCCGGCCUAAAGUCCCACCUCCUGCGCCACCUGUCAAAAAACAAGACUCUGAAGAAACUCCCCCGCCUGCUAGCUCGGUUCCUAAAGUCGCAGAGCCACAGAGCAGGCCUGUGUAUGAGGAGCCUGAAUAUGAUAUUCCUGCAGUUGGAUGUGAAGGUGAACCCGACACUGAUUCCCUGAAGGAUGAGCGCUCCCUGGAUGUAAAGAUCAGCAAUGUGGUCAGUGAUAAGUACCGUAGCUCUCCGCCUUCCUGUAAGGCCUCUCCUCCUGUCUGCAAAGCAUCCCCUGUUUUCACUCGCAGAAGAGCCUCCUUCAGAUCUGUGGAGGAGGUUGCAAAAGAGGAAUGCAUCUAUGAGAACGAUGGCUUCAGGCCAAGCAGUGGCAUUGAAGGUUCUUUGGUUAAAGGUGCUAGUGAGCCGAGUUCCCCAAGGAUCUACCAUUCCUCCACAGUCCCACGCAAACCCUCUGGAUCCUCACCUUUAGCUGGUAGACCCAUGAAGACCAUGACGCCAGAGAUGACAAGGAGAAGCCAGACCCUGGGCAGACACAUAGAUAUUAGCCUUAGGUCACAUGACAACAGCCCCCACUCUUCAUCAGAUGAAUUAACCAGAGGACACAAGAAGGUUCCUGCCUUCAGCCGGGACGUAGAGCAAAGAAUAGGCCAGAGCCCUUCUACUAGACCCAAGCCAUCUGUCAGACCUAAACCGCUUCUGACCAAAUCAGAACCCCAGAGUCCUGAGAGGAUGGACAUUGGUUCUCUGAGACGACAGCUGAGGCCAGCAAGUCAGUUUCGCCAUGGACUCAAACCUGCUCGUGGGGAAGACUCUGAAACAGCCUCUGUUAUCUCAUCAGAGGAUUCGAUGUGUUCCCGCAGCACCUCAGAUCUCUCUUCUGUUUACUCCAAAGGGAGCCGGGGUGACUCGGACGUAGAAGGCCCCAAUCUGUACCGAUCCCUGGAUGCCUACAAGAAGGUCCAGGACUCUGAGAUCAGCUUUCCAGCCGGGGUGGAGGUGGAGGUUCUGGAGAAGCAGGAAAGUGGUUGGUGGUACAUCCGUUGGGGAUCAGAGGAAGGCUGGGCUCCCUCAUACUACCUAGAACCUGUGAGACAAGCAGCUGAUGGGGGCCGGUUAGAAUCAGAUGGACAUGGUAGUAGUGGGAGUAAGUCCAACAGCCUGGAGAAAAAUGAGCAGCAUGUUCUGGCCCUUAACAACAUCAAUAUUCAGGGGCUGAACCAGCAGCACCAAGCCCUGCGGAGAAACAGUCCGCCAAUUCCUUCAAAGCCUCCUGGUGGCUUCCAGAAGCCAUCAGGGAUGGUAAAUGGAGGUGUCCGUAUGAGGAAUGGGGUACGACAGGUGGCAGUGAGGCCACAGUCUGUAUUUGUGACCACAACACAGCCACCUAAGGAUGCACAUUACAUGACAGGGUCUCUGAGGCGAAAUGAAUCACUGGGCAGGAGUGAUCACUAUGGCUCUGGUUCUGCCACUCUUGGUGUGCGCAGAAACGCCUCCUUCAGCACCGUGCGACCACACGUAGUUGUUGAAAGUCAGACGAGGCCCGUAGAGCGCUCCAGCCUUGGGUCAUCUGGGAGCGCAUUCAGCACAAGCAACGUCCAGGAAGCCCUUAGCAGAGUUAACCAACGUAACGGCAUCCCCGUGUCCACAGUCCGACCCAAGCCAAUAGAGAAGAGCCAACUGAUCCACAACAACCUCGGCAGGGAUGUGUACGUGUCCAUUGCUGACUACCGCGGUGAUGAGGAAACUAUGGGUUUCACUGAAGGCACCUGUUUGGAGGUUUUGGAAAGAAACCCCAAUGGAUGGUGGUACUGCCAGGUGCAGGACAGCCUGCUUCCCCGCAAAGGCUGGGUCCCCUCCAACUACCUUGAGCGGAAAAAAUGAAACCAAUCCCAUACUGUCCCCCUCACCCUUCCCCCUCUCUCCUUUCUUUGAUGUCUUCAAGGACAUGGGUGGCAUCAUUUCUUAAGAAUGUUACCCACAAUCUCCCAUAAGCAAUAUGUCCUUGAAAAUGUAAAUUUUUAAAAAGACUGUGUGUAAAAAGAAAGAUGUUUAAAACUGUUGUGGAAGGACACUUUUAGUGCUGGUUUACUAAAAUGUACACAAAGAAGAGAGUUCAGAUUUUAAAUAUUUUGGCUGGGAAUGAGAGACAGGAAUGUGGGAUUGGUCACCCUUCAGUGAGGGAAUUUGAGGAGGACACUGUCUUAAAGAUUUAAAAUGGUGUGAAUGGGAGUGAUAGCCUCUUAAAGAGGUUUGUAUCAUGUAAUACAGAAGUUGAGCAGGGUAAUGGCUAUGCUUGUUCCUGCCCAUCACUGACUAUGAUGGCCGAUAAGUGCCUUUUGUGUUUUUGUUCACCUGAAUGGAGGUCCUAAAUGGUGGAUGGCAAAACAUUAAAUCAACCAAAUCUUCUAAGAGUGCCAUAAGACCUAUGAACACCACCAAAAUAUUUGUAUAACUAAGAAAGAGCUCCACUAUAGAGUGAAAGCAAAGUGAAAAUGGAGCUGAAAAAGCUGAUUUGAUCUGGAGUGCUCUAAAUGGUCCAACAAGAUUUAGUCUCCAGUUUCAUCAAAGUACUUAUUCAUUUCAAGUCACAAGUCCUAAAGCAAACUAAAACAUUGUGUUAAUCACAUUAUCAAGUUUUGUUCCAUAUUGUCUUGUUUUCAUCAAAGUCUUCCUUAGAGAAUUAUUUCUGCUCUCUUGUCACAUCGGUUUCAAGCAACAGCCUAAAAUUGGAAAAGUAAAAGCUCCCGCCUCAUUUCUUGAAUCACCUUUACAUCUGUGAAAACAAACAGCAGGUGCUCAGGUUUGAGAAAUUAGCUUACUUUGUUGCAGAUCAUCAAGAGACAAAAACCUAGAUACAAAUAUAUGGACAGAUAACGAUCUUUAAAAACCUGUGAAACUUGAAAGAAAAAUUGAACAUAUUUCAGUUUGCUGGAAAAUCAAAGGAAGGACUAUACCAACUUGAAUACUCUCCAGGACAGCUAACCUCAUAUCUGGGUGGGUAACAACCUUAAACAAGAGAACAACUAGUUUACAAAGUUUUGCAUUUGCUCUAAUGAUUUUACUUAUAGGAAUAAUUGGCUAUGUGUAUGCAUUGUUUUGUAGGGCUAAAAUGAUUUCACUUUUUUAAAGAAGUGUUGAUAUACUGGAAAUACAAUUAUAUUGUGGAAUCCCAGGGUCAUAUUUGAAAAUUGUUUAGCCCAUAAUGUGAUCAAACUGAAGGCAGUUUUUUGUGUGAUUUUACUCUCCAUUUAUGGUACAAGGCAUUCAAGUAAGAUAUUACUAAAUGUUAUGUUUUUACGAACUGAAACAAAGUAUUCCUAUCAGCGCCUGUAGGCACUUCCUUUCUUCACAUAUUUGGAAGAAACAAGGUGUAAGGCAGAUUUUACAUCCAAACUUUCAAAUUUUAGUUAAAUGUUACUACAUUUUAAGAUUGCAUAAACUAGAUUUACUCAAAUCCCUUAAAUUGCUACCCAAAUUGAGGUAAAAUAAGAGGAUAUGAAACUCUGAGCUUAAAUAAAAAAAUCAAAUGGCUGAUGUUCAAGACUGCUGAAAUAAAAUUUCUAAAGAACAGUGGGAGCCCUCAGUCUGAGGCUGAACACUAACUUUUCAUUAUGUUUCUGCUGGACAGUAUCAUAGUAUUAUACUAAGUACAGUACCUGCUAGAUCGCAGUUAUCUAUUUAGUAAAGCAUAUUUGUUUAUCGUUUGUAUUUGUUUUGUUGAUCUGUUUUUUUGUGAUCACACAGUGGCAAUAAUGAGGAACGGAGGGGUUCUGUUUUGUGAAUUAGUGCACUUUAAACCUGUUUUUAAGGUGCAUUAAUGUAAAGAUGCAGUCCAUACUCAGCAUGUUAUUUAUUUAAUGAUUUUUGUGACUAUUUAAUAAUUUUUUUGCUCACCUGUUAUGGGAGGUGACACUGUCAGUGACAGUGACCAUGUUAAUAUUGAGUAGAAUUGGAGAAACAGAGACCUCUAGUGGGCAGCAAAAGGUACUACAACCUGAUAUUUACCCAAUCAACAAGGCUUACAAGCCAUACUACCUCAGUGCAAUAAGAAGUGCACUGCUGGACAGUGAGUCUCACCAAUGACUGUAUAGAAAUUUCAUGAAUUUUUCAGUUUUUUUAAGAAAAAUUCAAAGUGCAGCUAAAACUUUUUGUAGCACAUGUUUUUUUUUAUUGGGCAAUAAUUUAUAUUUUUUUAAUUUGAAAAAAGUUAUUUUUUUCUAUGCUGUGUUCUGCAACUUUAGCAAAUCAUGGGCGCUUCCUUCACCUUUAUUGUUCUUUACAUAAUGCCUGAUUUUAUAUAUAUUUAUUAUGAAUAGUUUUAUAUCUCAUCAUGGUUUGACGACAAUAUUAUUCCCUCAUUCAGAAUACAUAAUCCCAUAGCUUCAUACAGAUUAUAUUUAUUGACGAUUUGGGCUUUUACUUAAGUAUGCAAAAUGCAGACUCUAUCCAUAUGACAUUUGGAUGAGUGUUAGAGGUUUUUUUUAAUCACUUUCAUAAUUGACAAAUGGAAAUAAAAACUGCAUUAGGAUCAAUUUACAAUAAAACUAAAUAUGCAGAUGCUGAUGCUUGCUGCCUGGCAGCGAAGCCCCAACCCAUCCAGACGAAGGCAUUAUGUAAAUGUGUUGAAUCACUUUAAACAUUUUGCCUCAGCACGUAUUAUUAUUGCAUAUUGCUUUGUUUGAUCAAGAUGAAUUCACUCGGCUGAAUAGCGAGGGAAUUGUUCUGUGACAAGCAUACAUUUAGCUUUCUUGUAUCUGUCUUUGCUUUUUCCCCUUAUUUUCUUUUUUUGUCAAAUUCUGAAAUGUACCCGUGAGGAAAUGUGCAAUAGAUAAGAAACCCAUCAAGCUUCAACAAGGUCACACAAGGUCUGGUAGAAUUGUGAACAAUGCCAUUACAUCUGUUGGGAGUAGAUAUUGCCAGUCAAACUGCCAGUCAUGAGCUUUUACCAUCAUUUUAAGUGUAUGAUUUUUUUUUAAAAAGAGCAGAUGUGAAAGGCCCUGUAAGCAUCCGAUAACUCAUUGGACCAAAGCAGAAGUUUGAGACAUCUCAUUAUCACCUGACGUGAUGGACUUGACGAUCUGUGCUCCUCCUGCUGGGGAUCAGCAGUAGACAGCAUGAAUGAAUGGCAUGGCAGAAACCCGCUGACCCAGUCUGUAUUGACAUUACAGCCACCUGAGGUCUUCUUCACAGACGGAGAGUUAUGGGCCCAUCAUCAGGGGCCUCAGUGGCCCUGCUCUGAGCUGUCACAUUCGUGCCUGAAUGGAAUUUUGAUAGUUUCUUAUUUUUGUGUUGUUGUUUUUCUUUUCCCUCUCGAGUGUGUACUCUCUGCACCUACGCAGAUGCCUCUCUUGACAUUUACUCCACCGUUGUAAAACCAGAGUCCAGCAUUUGCCUGAACAAUCACUACAGCAGAGGAGACAUUUGGAACCAUCGGCAAAGAUACGUGGACAGGGGAGUGUCAGCAGUAAACAAGACAGCUGGAGAUGAAUGCUCCUUCAGGUCAUUUCUUUUCAAUCCAUCAACUUCCAGGUUGUAUGCCAAAAAUAGAAUAACCUUUAUUUUUCGCUUUGCUGAGCCCCGCACUGGCCUUAUCCAUGUGGUACAGGUGAACACGUCAUUGUAGUAAGGAGUUCAGGGGCUUGUGCCCAUGAACUCUAAUGUUGUUUUAAUCUCCACCUUAAAGAAACAGUCUGACAUUUCAGGAAAUUCCUGAUUUGCUAUUUUAUGAAGAGUAAGAUAAGAUUAUUUGAUACCUCUCUCACAUGGUGAAGACCUGUUUUUAAAGCCUGUUUCUACCACCAGUUAUUUUUGUUCCAUCACAGCCAGAUGGCAAUCCUCCGAUUUGCAACUCACACAUGUCUGUUGUAGAAACUUUAAGAACUCCAGGACAGACAUUUUAGUGUGCUUUGGACUUAAAAGCUUAAAAUGCCAGAAAUAGUCUCUUGUGCUUUGAUUCUGGAUUAUUAAAGAGAUUAGAAAAAAUUUGAUGCAACUUGAGGGAUUUAAAUCAGCCAAAAUAUUAUUCUAUGGAGGGAUUUAAUACACCUUAUGAAGGGGAUCAUCAAAAAAGAAGCAAAGCCAACAGGCAAUUAGUUUGGCUUAACACGAAGACUGAGAGUAGAGGGAUGCUAGCAAGCAUGGCUCUGUCAAAACAUAUCAAAAUCAGAUUCUAGAUUAAAACGCUGCCUUGCUCACCCCUUUCAUUGAUGAAGCGACGGUGGCCUUGGAGGACAAGAAGCUCCAGUGGUGUGCUGGUUUACACUAAUUUCCUUAGCUAGGCCAAAUACCUCAAGACAGUUGCUUUACAUAAAGAGUACUAACAUGAUAGUGGUAUCGAUCUUCUUAUCUUACUCUCCUAAGAAAAUGUUUUGCCAAAAUGGUUAGGCCAUACCGUUAAGCAACAGGCUUCUUUUUUCAAUCCGUUCAGCCUGUCUCAGGCAAACUGCUCUAAAACCUGCGUGCAUCCACAUGGCAGAAUUGAAAUGGAAUUGGUGGAGGUAAUAUUUCUGCAUUCUACCGGCACCUCUAAGCGUGCGCACAUGCCAACACACACACUUAGUGAUGAUGAGGAGUCAUUCAUGCCAGAGAAAAUAUAUGAGUUUCCUGACAUAUUCCUGAAGGUCAGCCAGGUGAGACAGCUCCACUACACCAGAACCCUGUUUUAUUCCUCACUCUUUUUUUAUUUUAACAAAUGGACGGCACCUCCCAAGCGUGAAGCACCUUAAGCUCUGUAAUCCCAAACACUAGCUGCUGCCAUAGCAUAUUCUUCUCCCUCUCUGCUCUCUAGUUCUCUUUCUUCUGCCACACAUUUUCAUUCCUCUGUUUCCUCGACACAGCCGAGCCGAGUCUAUUCCCGGUGAAAUGAUUGAGAUAUCUAAGCAGGUUUUGCUAGUGUGAGAGAGUUUGUGUGGGUGGGGGUUGCUUGUGUGCAUGUUUGUCUUUUUGCAUGAUGAGAUGGGUUGUUUGCAGGUGCACUCAGGAGAAAAGAAUUGGGAGGUCAAGGUGGAGGUUUGUGAGAUGAGAAUGCAGGGAGACAUGAGAUGGAUCAGAUAGUGGAUUCUUGGAGACAAGGUGAGAGGGAGGUGAGAGGAGCUCUGCUUUGAUAAGAGGUAGAUGAAAGACCAGUGGGCGCCGCUUCCACCAUGAAAACUAUGAAAAAACAUUUUGUCCAACUCCUUCUUCCCCAUACCUAAUGAGCUCUCUACUGCCAAACAAGAGCUGUGAAAUAUCAUCACUCCAAGUAAUGUUUUAAUUGCAGCACUUUUUCUGGCUUCUUUGCCAGAAACAGCAAAUUUAAGUUUCAGUGAGAGACGAAUAAGUUCACACUUCAGCAGCUUCUCUCAGUCUUGCUCUCCAUCCAUAGAAUAACUUAAGAUCUGAUCCUGCGUCUGAUUUUAGCUUCUUUGCUGUCAAUGUCUUCAGAUCUUAUGUAGCCCUGAGGGUGUGAGAGUUGAGUUAGGUGUUGGAAAAGUUUUUUUCAAAUGAAACAAAGAAUAUGGUUUCAUAAGCUGGAUUCAGUUUUUUUUUUCUUCUUUAUUUCUUUGUGUUUUUGUUGAGAAAAUAAUUGAAUGAUGUAGAAGUGUAACACCUGAUUUGAAGGUCUACUCACGUCUAAUGAAACAAGGUUUGAUUCAUAAUUAGAAGGAAUCACUAAAAGUAUUCAGAAGUCAACAGCACCCAGCUCUGGAAGAAUGUGAUUGUUGAGUUAAUAAAGGCAGUUUUUUUGAUCGACAGAGGCGCAGGUUUGAUAAGAAAGUUUGAGUAAGUGUGUGGGAGCAGGAGGGAGGUAUUUAAGGGAAUGAUUUUGUAGGUUUUUAAUUAAUAUCAUUUUUUUGUGCCAGUGUAAGAGAAGAAAGAAAAGAAUAAGCAAAGCUGCAGGACUUUUUCUCAAACAAAAUCCCCAAGCCUGUGAAUCAGAGGAUGCUGAUUAUUUAUGUCAUUCUAAAAUACUUCCUCACAGAAUCGCGGUUGUUUGACGUGCCAGCGGGCAUCAGGGGGAGCUGUCUCUGAGCUCCAGAAAAAAGGCUGUGUCGAGGAACGAGGCACGAAGCUGUGUCUCUUUGGCACUUUUUCUUUGUCUCUGUUUGAAACCCUGUUUCUAAUUAGCGCAACAGUGUGUCUUAAUUAACCCUAAGCCAGUCAGAAGAUAUUCCAGUGCUAACAGCUCCCUUAUCAAGGACACUGCGGCGGCUGCAACUCUGCAUGGCAGUGUUUGGCAAUGGAGGUGAGCUGCAAAAAGUGAUUGAUUGCAUUGUAGCUGAGGUGGAUUUAUGAGAGGGUGGAGCCUGUUUCAAUCACAAUGUUGCAUUUAAAGAAGAGAGUUUGUCAUUACCCUGCUGUGGAGAGCAGCGUGCCAAAAAAAAACAACUCAGAAAUUGACACCAUCAAGCUCUUGAUCUGUAAAUCUAUCUGUUACCAGCAUGUCAGCAACACUAACAAACUCAGUAACGACUACAGGCCUUGAGUUGGACCAAAGGAGGUGCUAUUCUUUUCUUUAUUUUUUAUUACCAUUGUUUUUAUUGCAAAUUGUGUUUCAUUGAACUUCUUUCAAACUCUUUGUUUUCAAAAGAUAUGCCAUUAGGAAGUGAAGAAGGCUUUUUUAUCACUGCAAAUGGCAAUGAAUCAUCCAAUGAUGAGUCACCUGCCCACCAAGUCAUACAUGGUGACGAAGAACACUAAGUGUUCAAGCCCUAACAACACUUUACAUCAGUGGACUGGGAUGAUGCAAAAUGUGAGCAAAGACAGUCCAUACUCCGAUGAAAGUCGCUCUGCCUGUGUGCAUCCCUGCACAUCCCCCUGAAAACAGGACAUUUUCUUAUCUAUCCUUUCAUUUUGACAAGUCCUUUUUUCUUUUUUUUGUAUCUUGUACAUGUUUACAUUGUAUCUCGCAUUGCCCAAAAGAGAAAAAAUAUUAAAUGUAUUAUCUUUGUUGUUUAAA
Notolabrus celidotus (New Zealand spotty) is the source of this 11150-nucleotide messenger RNA. It is a transcript of the gene sh3pxd2aa, whose product is annotated as SH3 and PX domains 2Aa. The transcript is spliced from 16 exons. Gene Ontology annotation, molecular function: protein binding; superoxide-generating NADPH oxidase activator activity; phosphatidylinositol binding. Gene Ontology annotation, biological process: superoxide anion generation. The record is from RefSeq and is a predicted model, not a curated record. Gene Ontology annotation, cellular component: cytoplasm. The coding region runs from base 563 to 4093 and encodes 1176 amino acids. Lineage: Eukaryota; Metazoa; Chordata; Actinopteri; Labriformes; Labridae.